AUGGAUGAAGUUAAUAAUACUGGCUCGACCCCUCAUGGCUCUCUACCACCGCGUCCUCCAGCGAAGAGUCUUCCGUCUGUGAGCCGUUUGUUUCCUCACCGAUCUAGAACAGAGGAUGAGAACAGAGCUACAAAUGUGUCCUUCAGACAAGCAGAUAACUCUGUUCUCCAGAGCCCUCACUAUAACCAAAGCAGUGGAGAACUCUAUUUUGAUCAGUGUUUCAGAGUGGAGAGAAGACUAGGAGCUGGAUCAUUUGGAGAAGUUUUCAAGGUCCAGAGUAAAGAAGAUGGCGGGUAUUACGCGGUCAAGAGAUCAAGAGAUAGGUUCAGAGGAGAGUCGGACAAGAGGAGAAAGCUAGAAGAAGUGAAGAAACACGAGAGUCUUUCCAAACACCCCAACUGUGUGGAGUUCUAUAAGGCAUGGGCUGAGAGGGGACAUUUAUAUAUACAGACUGAACUCUGCAAAAUGACCUUGCAGUCUUAUGCUGAACAGAAUCACAAGAUUCCUGAACAUAUCCUCUGGAGCUUCUUAGUGGAUCUUAUUCAGGGAUUACACCACAUGCAUUCACACGGUCUGUUGCAUCUGGACAUUAAACCAGAGAACAUCUUCAUAUCUUUUGAUAAAGUCUGCAAGCUGGGGGACUUUGGACUGUCUGUUCAAAUGAAUGAACGUGAUUUCACUGAUGCUCAAGAAGGAGAUCCUAAAUACCUAGCACCUGAGCUUUUACAAGGUCACUUUGGAAUGCAUGCUGAUGUUUUCAGCUUAGGUAUAACGAUCUUCGAGCUCGCCAGCGACUUAGAGCUUCCUCGUAAUGGAGACUCCUGGCAUGAUCUACGAAGGGGGAGGAUACCAUGGCAACUAACGGCUGGUAUUUCAUCUGAUCUGAAAGGAUUGAUAAAAAGUAUGAUGAAUCCAGACUUUCAAAAGAGACCAUCCCUUGCUGAAUUGAUGGAGACUAGUGUAGUUCAACGUACUAUUGCCUGGCAGAGAAGAAAGAGGGCGCUGUGCAGAAUGUGGAACAAGUUUCAAGGAUUCCUUUCGCUUCUAUUCACCCUGCUGAGUGCUGCUGUCUUCAAGAUCUUAUCCCCAUCCAAGCAUAGUAUGAACCAAGAUGAGAUCGAUGCCCCUGUGAUCAAACACAGACACCCGUCAUCAUGGGAUCUCAGCUUUUCAGAUGAUGAGAUAUUUGAGAGUGACAUAUCACACGGUUCCUUGGGUUGUCCUUUGGGCAGUCUUUCAUUCUCUAGUGAGGAAGAUGCCUGCAACAUCCAACAUACAAAACCUAUUCAUAACAGGAGACCGGUAAGCCCUGGCUUUGAAGUUCCUGGUCUAUCCUUCUCCAGCUGCAAUAUCUGGUCAGUUGAGGACUUGGGGGCUUUGUGUCAGGAGUGGUCUUGGUAGUGGCGGUGGCAAUGGUGAUGGCAGUGGCAGAAGCAGACUUGGUGGUGGUGGCAUUAGUAGCACUGAUGGUGGUGGCAGCAGUGGUGGUGGUGACUGCAAUUGCAGCAUUGUUGAUGGUGGUAUACGCCUCAUCACGACCAACAUUUGCUCCUGCUGCCAUCUAUUAUGUUUUAAGUAGAAUAAACAUUAAAACAUUUGAUUAUUAACACAUCAACUUCAGAACACUAGUAUAUUGAUAAUAAAACUAGUAGAUAUAGCAGUCAAAGCAUAAAAUGAAAUUCCACAGAAGAGUACAUGUACCUUCUUCUAAUAGAUUUCAGACCACCUUGAUGAUGUUAUGCUCAAAGCAAGGUUUUUAUUUGACAACAUUGGUCAAAGAGGAACAUAAAUUUAAAUCUUUGGUUGAUCAAUAGUACUGUACAAUACCCCAUUCAGAUAUACGUUGACCAAUUAUUUCUUGUUGAAACACAUAUGUCUUUGUUAUCAAUCUUGUAGGGUAUAGAGAGCAUGCUGAUUCUAUAGCUAUCAGUGUUGUGUACCGAGGACGGCCUCGGGACCAGAAUUUGCGUCCUCGGCCUCAAAGCCUGAUGUCUCGGCCUCAGUCGCUCUGUCUUGAUGUCUCGGCUCCGAGGCCUGACAAAUGCAGUCAUUUCCAGCACAUAAAUUGUGUCCAUCAUCAACGCAAUGUGAAUUUCUAAUGCACACAUUAUUAUUAGAUCUAGAUUCCACCCCACCCCCUCUCUGUAGAUUAUAUAUACCGGUAAUAUCUAUAUAUUUUGCCUGUUUUUUUAAUUAAUUCUAUUUAUUUAUUUUCAAUUUUUUACAUUCAUUUAUUUAUUUUUUCUUGAGGGGGGGUCAAUGGUCAAUUGAAUUUAACAAAAAACAUGCAAAUAUUUUUAGCGGUCUCUGUCUCGGCUGACCCAGCCUAGGAUACAACACUAAUAGUUAUGCAUUUAGAUAUGAUUCACACAUAGAAGUGUUGUAUUGUCUAAAUUAAAAAAAAAAAUGGUCUAUUGAGAGACACAUUCCUAACGUCGAUGCAUAAACUAUGUUAUGUAAGCUAAAAAAAAAAGUAGCCCCGGUAUCGAUCUGCCAUUUUGUUUUCAAUUUUGAAAGCAGAACAAAAGCGACAUAACUUUCGCCUUUUUUGAGCUUACACUUUAUGCAUCGAUGAUAGUAUUGUGUCACGAUAGAUCUUCAUCCAUGUAAUAGAGGCAAGUGCAUAAUUUUCCCCCUUUAAUUUGGGGUGAUAUGGUGACCACAAUUCUACCCCAUUUGUCUGCCAACUAGCCAGGAGCUGUCCGUGUAAUACACGGACAGCUCCUGGGCUGCAGCCCGUACAGCGGGCCGCAGUUGCCUGGGUUACUCGAAAUAUAUCACAAAAUCAGAUUUUGUAUAGAGUCUAGAUCUAGAAGUACUUAGAUCCUCUAAAAAAGGCCCAAAUUUUUGCUAACUGACUCAGCUUUAAAAAAAAAUUAAUUUUGCCUUUUUGUAUUACUGUCUGGCCACUAAACUGUUUAUACUCGCAAGCCACCCACCCCCCCCCCCUG
Lytechinus pictus (painted urchin) is the source of this 2951-nucleotide messenger RNA. Its product is annotated as membrane-associated tyrosine- and threonine-specific cdc2-inhibitory kinase-like. NCBI's taxonomy places the organism in Eukaryota, Metazoa, Echinodermata, Echinoidea, Temnopleuroida, Toxopneustidae. The coding region runs from base 1 to 1401 and encodes 466 amino acids. Gene Ontology annotation, cellular component: nucleus; cytoplasm. The record is from RefSeq and is a predicted model, not a curated record. Gene Ontology annotation, molecular function: ATP binding; protein tyrosine kinase activity. Gene Ontology annotation, biological process: protein phosphorylation; negative regulation of G2/MI transition of meiotic cell cycle; meiotic cell cycle. The transcript has 13 exons.